This is a messenger RNA of Emys orbicularis (European pond turtle), 5846 nucleotides long. It is a transcript of the gene MYOM1, whose product is annotated as myomesin 1. The transcript has 37 exons. The coding region runs from base 1 to 5148 and encodes 1715 amino acids. The record is from RefSeq and is a predicted model, not a curated record. Gene Ontology annotation, molecular function: protein binding. NCBI's taxonomy places the organism in Eukaryota, Metazoa, Chordata, Testudines, Emydidae.
AUGAUGGCUUUACCUUUCUACCAAAAACAUCACCAACACUAUGACCGUGCGUACCGCCACAAAGAGCUGCAAUCCACUCUGAGCCAGUACCAAAAGGAGGAGAAGCGUAAAUCGGCUGUCUACAGUCAUGGGUCUACAGCCUACACUCGUGGAUCUGCCGCCUACCGCCAUGGGUCUGCAGCAGCCUACAGUCAUGAGUCUGCAGCAGCCUACAGUCAUGGAUCAGCAGCCUAUGGUCACGAGUCUGCAGCCUACAGUCAUGGAUCUGCAGCCUAUGAUCAUGAAUCUGCAGCUCACAGUAGGAGGUCUGCUGCCUACAAUCUUGGAUCAGAAUCUCUCAGUAAGAUGUCUUCAGCCUAUGAUCAUGAAUCUGCAGCUCACAGUAGGAGGUCUGCUGCCUAUAGUCUUGGAUCAGAAUCCCUCAGUAAGAGGUCUGCUGCCUACAGUCUUGGAUCUGAAGCCUACAGUCACGGACUAAAAGAUUCCAAUAUAAUGAUAGAAGAUCGAUCCUAUAAGUUGAGUCCCAAAGCAAAGAGGGCAAAGCAGAGUUUAUUCUCUGAGGAGAAAGAAAAUAAAGCCAUUGACUAUGUAGUACCAGUGUUCACAGGACGUCAAGUGUAUGUCAGCGGGAUUACAGAUACAGAAGAGGAAAGAAUUAAGGAAAGUGCUGCAUACAUUGCCAGAAGGAACCUCUUUGCUACAGGCGAAGGAAUUAGUGCAACUAGAGUGGCCACUUCAUCCUCUACAGAAGAGCAGCAUGAAAAGAAGUCAAGGAAAGUAGCGAUACGAGAGUCAGCUGAACGUCUGGCCCUGAAGAAAACGUUAGAAGAGACUGAGGAAUUUCACAGAAAGCUGAAUGAAGAUAAACUUUUACACGCUCCUGAGUUUGUUAUCAAGCCUCGUUCCCAUACUGUCUGGGAGAAACAGAAUGUCAAAUUACAUUGUACUGUGACUGGCUGGCCAGAACCCCGUCUUACAUGGUACAAAAACAAUGUGCCCAUCAAUGUGCAUACUCACCCUGGCAAGUAUAUCAUUGAAAGUCGAUAUGGGAUGCACUCACUGGAGAUUAACAAAUGUGAUUUUGAAGACACCGCUCAGUAUCGAGCUUCUGCCAUGAAUGUUAAAGGAGAACUUUCAGCUUAUGCUUCCCUUGUGGUAAAGAGAUAUAAGGGAGAGUUUGAUGCAAGUUAUUUUCAUGCUGGAACUGUUACCAUGCCUCUCAGCUUUGGUGUUACCCCCCAUGGCUAUGCUUCCAAGUUUGAAAUCCACUUUGUUGACAAGUUUGAGGUAUCCUUUGGGAGAGAAGGAGAGACAAUGAGUCUGGGUUGUACAGUUAUCAUUCAUCCCGACAUUAAGCGCUUCCACCCAGAGAUCCAGUGGUACAGGAAUGGUGUUCUUAUUACACCAUCCAAGUGGGUCCAGAUGCAUUGGAGUGGGGAGCGGGCUACGUUAACCCUUGCUCAUGCUAACAAGGAGGAUGAAGGUCUUUACACUCUUCGUGUGGUCAUGGGGGACUACUAUGAACAGUACAGUGGUUAUGUCUUUGUUCGAGAUGCAGAUGCUGAAAUGCCAGGAGCCCCGGCUUCGCCACUGGAUGUGGAGUGCUUGGAUGCUAACAAAGAUUAUGUCAUCAUCUCCUGGAAACAACCUGCUGUUGAUGGAGGAAGCCCCGUCCUUGGAUACUUUAUUGAUAAAUGUGAGGUUGGCACCACUCACUGGUCCCAAUGCAAUGAGACUCCGGUGAAGUUUGCUCGUUUCCCUGUCACGGGUUUGAUAGAAGGUCGCUCCUAUAUAUUCCGAGUCCGGGCCGUGAAUAAAGCUGGAAUAAGCAUACCAUCACGGGUUUCUGAGCCUGUGGCAGCUCUGGAUCCUGCUGACAGAGCUAGGCUUAGAAGUCACCCUUCUGCUCCCUGGACAGGGCAAAUUAUUGUCACUGAGGAAGAACCUGCAGAGGGCGUUGUUCCUGGCCCGCCGUCAGAUCUCCAUGUUAUUGAAGCCACCAAGAACUAUGUUGUGCUCAGCUGGAAACCCCCUGGAGAACGGGGUCAUGAGGGUGUCAUGUACUUUGUGGAAAAGUGUACUGCAGGCACAGAGAACUGGCAGAGGGUGAACACUGAGAUCCCUGUAAAGUCUCCUCGCUUUGCUGUUUUUGACUUGGCUGAAGGGAAAUCUUACCGUUUCCGUGUUCGCUGUUGUAAUUCAGCUGGCAUUGGUGAGCCCUCAGAAGCAACUGAAGCUACUGUGGUGGGUGACAAACUUGAUAUUCCCAAAGUCCCAGGCCGUAUUAUACCAACCAGGAAUACAGAUACCUCAGUGGUUGUCACUUGGACAGAAUCUAAAGAUGCCAAGGAGUUGGUUGGGUACUACGUAGAAGCAAGCAUAGCUGGAUCUGGCCACUGGGAACCAAGCAAUAACAAUCCAGUGAAAGGCACAAGAUUCAUUUGCCAUGGACUCCUCACUGGUGAGAACUACAUUUUCCGAGUCAGAGCUGUUAAUGCAGCUGGACUCAGUGAAUAUUCACAGGAAUCAGAGGCUAUUGAAGUCAAAGCAGCCAUUGGGGGAGGAUUGCUUCAUGGUGUGUGUCCUGAACUGAGUGGUAAAGCUGGUGGACUAACAGACUACACUACCUCCUGGGAAGGCAUGCAUGAGUCCUCCCAGCCUAUCUUUGACACAGAUGCUUUGCUAAAAUGCAAUGCUAAAUUUAACAGACACGUGCUACCCAGUAGCUCUGAUAAGCUGGGGAGUACAGGAGUCAGUGAAGUAAGAGAAACGGUUAAGAAUGUUCCUACACCUUCACCACAGAAGGGAGCUGCUAAGCAGGCAAGUAAGACUCAACCUGGGGACCCUUUGGCAUUGGAGAAAAUGAAAGAGAAGAAAGAUAUAGCUGCCCCAUCUCCACCUUAUGACAUCACUGUACUUGAAAGUGUUCGUGACUCAAUGGUGCUAGGAUGGAAACAGCCCAAAAUCAUUGGCGGAGCUGAAAUUACUGGCUACUAUGUGAACUAUCGUGAAGUGAUUGAUGGAGUUCCUGGAAAAUGGAACGAGGCCAACAUUAAACCAGUUAGUGAGAGGGCCUACAGGAUUCACAAUUUGAAGGAAAACAUGGUGUACCAAUUCCAAGUGGCUGCUGCUAACCUAGCUGGGGUCGGCACACCCUCCCCACCUACUCGAUCCUUCAAAUGUGAAGAAUGGACCAUUGCUGUUCCAGGACCACCCCAUGAUCUCUUAUGCACUGAAGUUAGAAAAGACUCUUUGGUUUUACUGUGGAAACCACCAGUUUAUAUUGGCCGUAAUCCUGUAACUGGUUACUAUGUUGAUGUGAAGGAAACAGAAGCAACAGAUGAACAUUGGAGGAGUGUCAAUGAGAAGCCAAUUGCAAAUACAUUCUUAAAGGUCAGUGGCCUAAAGGAAGGUGUCAGCUAUCUAUUCCGGGUGCGAGCAACAAAUCAGGCUGGUGUCGGGAAACCUUCUGAUACCACUGACCCUGUCAUAGCAGAAACACGACCAGGAACUAAAGAAAUGGAAGUAGAUGUGGAUGAUAAUGGAGUCAUUUCCCUGAACUUUGAAUGUGACCAGAUGUCUCCAGACUCUAAGUUUGUCUGGUCCAAGAAUUAUGAACCAAUUGAGGAUGAAUCUCGAUUAGCCUUUGACGCCAAAGGCGGAAAGUCAAAAGCUGCUUUUAAAGAUCUUGGGGAAGAUGAUUUGGGCAUUUACUCUUGUGCUGUCACAGACACUGAUGGAGUUUCAUCAAGCUACACAGUAGACGAGGAAGAGAUGAAACGCCUGCUCGCUCUCAGCCAUGAGCACAAAUUCCCAACUGUCCCACUUAAGUCUGAGCUGGCAGCUGAACUUCUGGAGAAGGGACAAGUGCGAUUCUGGCUGCAGGCUGAAAAGCUGUCUGGCAAUGCAAAGGUCAACUUUGUAUUUAAUGACAAGGAAAUUGUUAAUGGAGAGAAAUAUAAGAUGAAGGUGGACCAUAAUACUGGCCUUAUUGAAAUGAUCAUGGAUAAAAUUGAGGACAAUGAUGAAGGGACUUAUACCUUCCAACUUCAGGAUGGAAAAGCAACGAACCAAUCCAGUCUUGUUCUUAUUGGUGAUGUGUUCAAGAAGCUACAGAACGAAGCAGACUUUCAGAGGCAAGAGUGGUUCAGGAAACAAGGUCCUCAUUUUGUUGAGUAUCUGGGAUGGGAAGUUACCGCUGAUUGCAAUGUGUUGUUGAAAUGCAAGGUGGCUAAUAUUAAGAAGGAAACACACAUUGUUUGGUACAAAGAUGGGAGGGAGAUAAUGGUGGAUGAGGAGCAUGACUUUAAGGAUGGCGUAUGUACUCUGCUGAUAUCAGAGUUUUCCAAGAAAGAUGCUGGUAAUUAUGAAGUAAUACUGAAGGAUGACAGAGGAAAGGACAAAAGCAAACUGAAACUUGUGGAAGCAGCUUUUGCAGAUCUGAUGAAUGAAGUGUGUAGAAAGAUUGCUGUAUCUGCAACAGAACUGAAAAUCCAGAGCACAGCAGAGGGUAUCAGAUUAUUCUCUUUUGUUAAUUAUUACUUGGAAGAUCUGAGGGUGAGCUGGUUACACAAUGAUGCCAAGAUUAAGUAUACAGACAGAGUUAAGACUGGUGUUACUGGGGAGCAGAUCUGGUUACAGAUCAAUGAGCCAACUCCACAGGACAAGGGCAAAUAUAUAAUGGAGCUCUUUGAUGGUAAAACUACACAUACAAGGAAGCUGGAUCUUUCUGGACAAGCCUUUGAUGAAGCCUGUGUUGAAUUCCAAAGAUUAAAACAAGCUGCUGUUGCAGAAAAAAAUCGUGCCCGGAUACUUGGAGGUUUGCCCGAUGUUGUCACCAUCCAGGAAGGCAAGGCGCUUAAUCUUACUUGCAAUGUCUGGGGAGAUCCUGUCCCAGAGGUCACGUGGCUGAAGAAUGAGAAACCGUUGACAGCAGAUGCCCACUGCAUCCUGAAAUACGAAUCUGGAAAAAGCGCCAGCUUCACUAUGACUGGCGUUAACACAAUCGACUCUGGGAGAUACGGCAUUUUGGUGAAAAACAAAUACGGCACAGAAACAAGUGAUUUCACUGUAAGUGUGUUCAUACCUGAGGGAGAAGAUGAAGUAUCUCAGCCUGAGCCCAGUAAAGGAGAUAAAAAGAAAGUGUGAAUUUGAGACUAGGAAACAGAAGUACGGGGGAGAGACUGAAUGAUAUACUGGCAUAAUUCAUGUGUGUAAAUUGUUUUAUGCAUAGCAAAUAGCCUUGGAUCCUUCCACUCACUUCACUUGUGUUUUUAUUACACUUAUUUACACCAAGCAAAAUAGUGCCUUUACUAAUGCAUAUUUAAACACCAUUCUCUUAUAGCUAACCACACAGAACCUAACCCUGCAAAUCCUAAAUUCCUACUGAAUGCAGCAUCAGGUCCAAGAUUUGACCCUCUUCCUCCAUACAACACAAGCAAGAAGAGUAAGGGAGAAUUUCAAGGGAGGCAAUUAAUGAGGUGGCUGAAAGGAUUAAGAAUGAUCAAGGCUUAAAGGAGAUGUUUUUCUGAGCAACAAUUUAGCUUUGGUCAGACUUAGUGUAUGUGGAGUGUACUAUAGCUAUUAGAAACAGAGGUCCUGAUUCUCAUUUACACUAAGGCCUUUUACACAGUUUUGGCAGUAUAAAGAAAUGUGCCUUAAAAUGGGAGUAAAUGUUAUUUAUAACCACUUUAAGGCUUGUUUAUCCUGUCUGUAGUGUAAAGGGGCUGUAGUAUAAAUGAGAAUGAGCCCCAGGAUGCUAAAUCAACAAAUAUGUCGUAUGUGUUGCUAUAAUAUUAAUGUGCGCUCAUGUCAACAACAGUGUAUGAUUCCUCCUCAAUGGUUAC